AACAUGGAUGAGGAGGUCGCUGAAAGUUGGGAGGAAGCUGCCGAUAGUGGGGAAAUGGAAAAACGGUUAGAAGAGAAGCUUCGGAUCAGCCAGAAAGAAAAGGAAUCCAAUAACUCUCCCCGAUCUCCAUUAAAGACAACCAUGGUAAUACAGGACAACUCCUUACCAGCAGCACCCCCACCUCAGAUACGCAUCUUAAAGCGGCCGGCCAGUAACGGGUCGUUGGGAUCCCCGCUGAACCAGAACAGGCCCACGCCACAGGUCAAGUCUCUGGCCCAGCGAGAAGCUGAGUAUGCCGAGGCCAGGAAGAGAAUACUGGGCAGCGCCUGCCCAGAGGAGACCCCUCAGGACAAACCCAACGUUGACAGGCCAGCGCGCAAUAACUCUUCGUUGCCUUCGGAGGACACCAGAUCAAACAAUCACUCUGUCCGGCAGCCGGCCGGCCCAGACGGCACCCAGGGGUUCCGACAGCACAGAUAA
This is a messenger RNA of Menidia menidia (Atlantic silverside), 480 nucleotides long. The record is from the annotation of a GenBank genome assembly. Lineage: Eukaryota; Metazoa; Chordata; Actinopteri; Atheriniformes; Atherinopsidae.